AUGGCGAACAGAGGAUACGACGUCGUCGUGGACGUGGACACCGAAGGCGACCUCGGCCAUACUGACCUCCAAGACGACGACCUCGAAUUCCACUCAUCCAACUUCGACACCAAUUCGAGCCGCAAGAUCCAGCCCGACUCCUCGUCGACCGCGUUCCUCUCCAACAGCGCCACGAACCCGGCGACGCUGCCGAACGACCCCUCUGCAGUGCCGCCGAAACACAUGCUCUGGUCGCUGGGGUUCUACGCGCAGUUCUUCGAUGUGGAUACGUCGACGGUGCUACACCGAUGCCGCACGGCGAUCCUGCCCUUUCUGCCCAACACGCCGCCCUUCCUCGACACCAUGGACGGCAACCCGGACCUGUACGGGCCCUUCUGGAUUGCGACCACCGUGGUCGUGAUCUUGUUUCUCACCGGCACCAUCAGCCACAAGCUCGCGAGCGAGGGCAAGAAACAUUUCGAGUAUGACUUCAGACUGUUGAGCGGCGCUGCCGGCUUGAUUUAUGGCUACACCUUGUUCGUGCCGCUCGGGCUGUGGGCGGCGUUGCGGUGGUUUGGCGCACAAUCGCUGGAGCUGGUCGAGUGCUGGGCCCUCUACGGUUAUAGCAAUCUAUUCUGGAUCGCCGUCGCUCUGGUUUCCUGGUCGCCUCUGAGCGGUCUCAACUAUGCCCUGGUCGGCCUGGGAUACGCGGUCAGUGUGUUUUUUCUGGUCAAGAACCUGUACCCUGUCAUCACCGCCACCGAGAAGAAGGCCAGCCAGGUGCUCUUGCUUGCCGUGGUGCUGUUGCAGGCCGGCCUGGCCAUUGCGAUCAAGAUCUUGUUCUUCAGUCACGGCAGUCCGGCCAAGGACGACUAG
Molecule: messenger RNA, 855 nt
Organism: Capronia epimyces CBS 606.96
Lineage: Eukaryota; Fungi; Ascomycota; Eurotiomycetes; Chaetothyriales; Herpotrichiellaceae
Exons: 3
Coding region: 1-855 (284 amino acids)
Biological process (GO): vesicle-mediated transport
Cellular component (GO): membrane; Golgi apparatus
Molecular function (GO): small GTPase binding
Source: RefSeq, a predicted model, not a curated record